Messenger RNA from Myiozetetes cayanensis, 1038 nucleotides. RefSeq names its product long-chain fatty acid transport protein 1-like. The transcript has 5 exons. Gene Ontology annotation, cellular component: plasma membrane; mitochondrial inner membrane. Gene Ontology annotation, molecular function: long-chain fatty acid-CoA ligase activity; fatty acid transmembrane transporter activity; long-chain fatty acid transmembrane transporter activity. NCBI's taxonomy places the organism in Eukaryota, Metazoa, Chordata, Aves, Passeriformes, Tyrannidae. Gene Ontology annotation, biological process: phosphatidylethanolamine biosynthetic process; response to cold; phosphatidic acid biosynthetic process. The annotation marks the transcript as partial. The record is from RefSeq and is a predicted model, not a curated record.
CUUGGGCAGGUGGGAGCCUGCGGGUUCAACAGCCGGAUCCUGCCCAAUGUCUACCCCAUCCGGCUGGUGAAGGUCAACGAGGACACCAUGGAGCUGCUCCGGGAUUCCCGGGGGCUCUGCGUGCCCUGUCGGCCCGGAGAGCCGGGGCUGCUGGUGGGGCAGAUCGACCAGCGGGACCCCCUGCGCCGCUUCGACGGCUACGUCAGCGAGAGCGCGACCAGCAAGAAGAUCGCCCACGACGUCCUGCGCAAGGGGGACCAGGCCUACCUCUCAGGGGACGUGCUGGUGAUGGAUGACCUGGGCUACCUGUACUUCCGAGACCGCAGCGGGGACACGUUCCGGUGGCGCGGCGAGAACGUCUCCACCACCGAGGUGGAGGGGGCCCUGAGCCGCCUCCUCAACCAGGCCGACGUCGUGGUCUACGGGGUGGCCAUUCCAGGAGUGGAGGGCAAGGCGGGCAUGGCGGCCAUCGCGGACCCCUGGUCUCGGCUGGACGCGGGGGGUCUGUACGAGCGGCUGGUGCCGGUGCUGCCGCCCUACGCCCGGCCCGUCUUCCUGCGCCUGCUGCCCAACCUCGACACCACCGGGACCUUCAAGCUGCAGAAGAGCUCGACUGAGGGGGGAGGGCUGGGACCCCCAGCUGGUCCCCGACCGGCUCUUCGUGCUGGACCCUCAGCGGGGCCGCUACGUCCCCCUGGACCAGGGGAUGCACCAGCGGCUCUGCUCCGGGAAUUCUGGGCUCUGAGCCCCCUGGAGCCAGGAAAUCCAUGGAAUCUGCUCCGGGAAUUCUGGGCUGUGACCCCCCUUGGAUCCAGGAAAUCCAUGGAAUCUGUGCUGGGAAUGCUGGACUGUGACCCCCCCUGGAUCCAGGGAAAUCCAAUGGAAUUCUGGGCUGUGACCCCCCCUGGAGCCAGGGAAAUCCAUGGAAUCUGCUCCGGGAAUUCUGGGCUUUGAUCCCCCUGGAUCCAGGAAAUCCAUGGAAUCUGUGCUGGGACCCCCCCUGGAUCCAGGGAAAUCCAAUGGAUCUGUGCUGGGAAU